This is a messenger RNA of Tachyglossus aculeatus (Australian echidna), 6085 nucleotides long. RefSeq names its product sterile alpha motif domain containing 8 (gene SAMD8). Gene Ontology annotation, molecular function: protein binding; ceramide cholinephosphotransferase activity; sphingomyelin synthase activity. Bases 87 to 1331 code for a protein of 414 amino acids. Gene Ontology annotation, cellular component: endoplasmic reticulum membrane; Golgi membrane. Lineage: Eukaryota; Metazoa; Chordata; Mammalia; Monotremata; Tachyglossidae. The record is from RefSeq and is a predicted model, not a curated record. The transcript has 6 exons. Gene Ontology annotation, biological process: ceramide biosynthetic process.
CCUCCUCCUCCUCCUCCUCCUCCUCCUCGAGGGUCAGUGGAGACCGGCUGUGAUUUAGAGCGGCCGAGGCACUGAAGAACAGCACAAUGGCGGGUCAUAACCAACUUUGCAUUCGCCGUUGGACAACUAAGCAUGUGGCCAAAUGGUUGAAGGAAGAAGGCUUCUUCGAGUAUGUGGACAUCUUAUGCAAUAAACACAGACUUGAUGGGCUCACACUCCUGACAUUGACUGAAUUUGAUCUGCGGUCCCCUCCCCUGGAAAUCAAAGUACUGGGGGACAUCAAAAGGCUAAUGCUGUCAAUACGCAAAUUGCAGAAACAGCAUAUGGAUGUUUUGGAGGAGAUGGGCUACAAUAGUGACAGUGUGGGUCCCCUGACACCUUGCAUCACUUCUCUUCAGGGUUCAGACUGGUUUUGUAAUGGUGAGCUUCCCCGGGACUGUGAUGGACCCAUUACCGAUUUGAAUUCGGAUCAGUACCAGUAUAUGAAUGGGAAAAACAAGCACAUUGUUAGAAGAUUGGAUCCAGAGUACUGGAAGACAAUAUUGAGUUGUGUGUAUGUUUUCAUAGUGUUUGGGUUUACGUCUUUCGUCAUGGUUAUAGUUCAUGAGCGAGUGCCUGACAUGCAGACGUAUCCACCGCUACCAGACAUAUUUCUAGACAGUGUUCCUAGGAUUCCAUGGGCCUUCGCCAUGACAGAAGUAUGUGGUAUGGUGCUCGGCUAUAUUUGGCUGUUGGUUCUUCUCCUUCACAAGCACAGAUCAAUACUGUUACGAAGGCUCUGCAGUCUGAUGGGUACUGUCUUCUUGUUGCGCUGCUUCACCAUGUUUGUCACCUCCCUCUCCGUGCCUGGACAGCACCUGCAGUGUUCUGGGAAGCUGUAUGGCAACGUGUGGGAGAAACUUCAUCGAGCCUUCGCCAUUUGGAGUAGUUUUGGCAUGACCCUAACUGGAGUACACACUUGUGGAGAUUACAUGUUCAGUGGCCAUACCGUUGUCCUGACUAUGCUGAAUUUCUUUGUUACGGAAUAUACACCAAGGAGCUGGAACUUCUUGCACACUUUAUCCUGGGUCCUCAACCUCUUUGGAAUCUUCUUCAUUUUGGCCGCACAUGAACAUUACUCGAUUGAUGUGUUUAUUGCAUUUUAUAUCACCACGAGACUCUUUUUGUAUUAUCACACGCUGGCCAAUACCAGAGCCUAUCAGCAGAGUAGAAGAGCAAGGAUUUGGUUCCCUAUGUUUUCCUUUUUUGAAUGCAAUGUUAACGGUACAGUACCUAAUGAGUAUUGUUGGCCUUUCGCAAAACCAGCAAUAAUGAAACGGUUAAUUGGAUGAAGAAUGUCCCCGUAAAGGAGUCAUGAUUUAAUCUCCUCAAGAAGUAGACAUUAAGCAUACCAUUACAUCUUUCUCCGUACAUUGUCUCCAGAUGCCUUGCUUCUUGGCUUGAACAUUCCCAAAGUGCUGCUUCCUGUGCUUUAAUAAGAUUGUGAUUGUAAUAAGUAAGGCUGGACUAUCCAAGGCCUCUAGUAGAUGUUCCAUCAGUUUGAACAGAAACCUAAGUAGUUUGUACCCUUUAGUCAGGUUUAUGUUAGGCCUGAAGUCAGGAUGUAACUGGUGCCUAUUUAAUAUCUGCUCACUAAACUUAACAUUAAGCUGCUUUUCUGAUUGAAGGGAUCUCUGCUGAUUCCUGGUACACUUCUAUCAAGAACAUCACAUAAUAUUUUUUUGAAGAUGCUGGUUUUCUUCAAAGAAAAAAUGAGCAAUACUCAGUCUUUAAAAUGAUCUGUGCGUGUUUUAUAAUAUGAAAUCCCAAAGAACGGCUAACAUUUUGAGAAGCAUGUGCUUUCUGAAACUCCAGCUCCAAAAAAAAAAAAAAAUACACACCAGGAUUUCUGAAAGUAGGAGAAAUAAGAGGAGCUAUGAAUAAGGUAAACAGAAUGCCAAGAAGAAAUCACUUGCCUCUGACAGGUACAAUUUUUGUCAGGGACAGCACUGGCAUUUGUAACCAGAGCUUACAUAAAGGGAUCAAACAGUAACCUCUGUCCUCCUUCCAUUUUGUGGCCUUCUUGUGGCACUUCAGUAGAUGUUUAUGAGGGAAGAAUAGCCACAGCUAUAGAAAAUAAAAUUGGCGUAAUUUUGGUAGUACAGCCACCUGGAAACUUUGUGUUGACCCUUUUGUCAUACAAUUGCCAACCCAAACCUAUAUAUAUAUAUAUGUGUUUAUAUAUGUGUGUACACACACACACACACACGUAUAUACCUACAUAUAUAUAUAUACACACCUAUAUAUAUGUAUAUAUACUUCUUUUGGUAGGUUAUUUAAUUAACAAGAUAGGGCUUUCUAGUAAUAUUGUCAAAUAUUUUAUAUGCCCUUUAUAUGGGAAGUAUGCAUGUGGUAAUUUUCCCCUGCCUUCCCCCCUCCUUUCUCCCACCUCCCUCUCCCCCCAGGAAAAAAAUGUAAUAGUAAAUUUCAAAAACUGUUUAGCUUUUUAAUUUGGGGGAAGAGGGACGCUGAAGUUUCUAGUAUCAGUUUAUUCAUUAUCAGCAAGUCUCCAUAUAAUUUGAACAUGGACCAGAUUUUUUUAUUUUACAGACUUGUAUAUAAACUCUGCCUGCAUAAUCUUAUUUUAGCAGUCAGCAAAUUAAAGUAAGCUGCUUGUUUACAACACUAGAAGUUAAGUGUUCUGUGUAAUUUAGCUUCUGUGAACCAUUAGCCACUUUAAAAAAAAAAAAUUCCUGAUAUGUGGUUGGGACUGGAGAACUGGAAUUUGCAUCUAGAAUUUGAAGUCCUCCGGAGGCAGGCUCAUCCACUUGUCCAGCUACCAAGCUUCUUUACAUAGAAUCUUAAUUGUGCCAUCAAAUACUCCUUUUUAAGCUCAUGAAAUCUGCUUUGAUAUAUUUUUUGAGGUCCCAAAUAAGGCCACUAGAACUGCAACCUGUCCCCUCCUCGGUUAGGUGACAUCUUUUCAUUUAGCACUUUAAUUUACUACAUUUUAUUUAUCACCUUCAGAAUUUCCAGAACGAAUAGCAAGAAAAGGCUAAUGUUUCUUCCAUCUGCAAGAUCGUCAUCUAGUACUGCGUGACCUCAAUUUGGGUCUGCUUUGAACUCUGAGUUUAGGAACUGCCAUUGUAGUUCACGCAUGAGUAUCUGGGUGAGAAAUUGUAUGUGGAACCAAGCUAAUUUAAGCUUUAUUAUGCUCCAUUGUCUGACACUUCCACUUAUAACAUCUUAGAUUGCAAAUCAUAAUAUGUGCUGGGGACAAAAAUGCUAGCAUUUCAUUCAAAGAUAUUGAAUCAGCUUUAGGAUGACGUGGAACGAUGAUGGCUUCUUUUGCUAAUAUUAAACCAAACACACUCCUGCUCUAGAGGUCAGAGGGUGGUCGUGGUCUUGCUUUAUUUUAUAGAUGGCAGAGGAGAUGUGCCUGUACCCCUUGGGAACAUAGGAAUAGUGUUGCUUAGGUAGGGAAGACCAGAUUCUUGCUUUUGGACAACCAUGAAAAGAAAAAAACCUGUCACAUUAAUUCAUGUGUGUUGAAAGCGUGAUACAUUUUCCCUAAAAGUUGGGCACAUUUCUUUCCUAUGCUUUCUAGGAUAGAAAAAAGUAGAAAUCAAAAAUGCAGUUAACUUUGCAGAGCCAUUGACAGUGAGAGCACCGAGCCCCAGACUGCUGGCUGGAUUAAUUAGCUGUCAGAAUUGUGAAAUCAGUUUUUGGUCUUGCAUGUAGUCAUCGCUACUGUUGGAGCAAAAUAUAAGCUAAGGCUUCUAAUUUAUUGUAAAAAUUAUUACAAGACACUGUUUACAUAAACAAAAGUGAUCACCUCAAAGUCUCUUUCCUGGAAUACUUUGAGGCAAAAUCCCUUUUGGUUUUUUCAAUGUGAAAUUUAAAUUUUUGUUACUUUUUUGUCCUGAAAUUUCCUCCUCUUGUAAUAGAUAUUUUCCUUUCUCUUGUUGAGACCCAAACCGUAAGUGAAGGUUGCAUACUGAUGUUUACAUUUUGGUCUUGAUAGGGAAAGCUGCACAGCUAGGUUGAUACCAUUGUUUUGUUUUAUUCUACUACUGUGACUUUAAGGGGCUUGGGUCACCAAGAAUUCCUCCCUAUUGCACACUUCCUUUGUGACUGUUCCAUGGAGGUGUUUUGUAAGGAGAGGUGAAAGCUUUUGCUUCGUGUGAUUUAAAAGAGAGAGAUUUUGCAUCUCAACUGCUUGCAAUUUGGGGGCUCAGUGCUGCCUGAGGCCUUACCAAUCACCACUACGGGCAGUUAGUGAUUGAGAAGGAGGAGCUGUGGGGAAAAUCAGGGCCAAGUACUGGAAUGAUGUUUCCUUGGGGAAAACUUUUUCCAUUCUUCAAGUUAGCCCCACUGUACCUCUGAAAAUGUUCCCCUUUCCCACUGCCAGGAUCUCCAGACCUAAAUUGAGGGAAUCAGAAUUCAGAAACCAAGCAAGUAUCACGUCUCUUUGACUGCUCUGGUCUUUUAAAAACAGAAACCGGUGAGAGACUCUGCCUUGGGGUGAGAAAGUUGAAGGGAUAUUGGUUGAAAAAGGAAACUCCACCAUCCAGAAACUCGCCAUAAGCGUUGGUACGUGUGUAAAAUCUUUCAUCACGUGUGAUCACUGACUGCAAAUAUGUUGUUGCAUGGCUCAAAAGAGACCUGAAACGGUGUGUUGCACGGCUCAAAAGAGACCUGAAAAAGUGAGGCUUGAGAAGAGCAGAGUAUCGUGUGGAUGGAUUCAUUGCACUAAACUCCAUAAUAACUUUAAACAGAAUAGAUUUCCAGGAAAUCUGUUGAUAUCUUCUGUUUAAAGUAGUAUUUGUAACACUAAUUUGCUACUGUGUAUUUAACAAAAAGUAACUAUCACAGUUAUUGUUUUGUGAUACUUAUUAGAAAAUGCCUGAGCAUCUAACAAAAUUCUUGUUUUAAUAUGCUAAUCAACUAAAUUUAACACUUCAGUGAUCUCUUUAUAGACUUCAGGUAUCACUUAACAAAAUACUUCUUUUCAUGAAUUAUUCCAUCCUGUAAGAAGUUUAAGAAAAUAAUUAUUUUCGGUCUUUUGUCAGUCUUAAAAGAUAUUUAAGGAACGUUAGGAACAAUAUCUUGAUGUUUUCUAAACAGUAUUGGUUGUUUUGAACGUUCUCAAAGCCAACAAAAUAUGCCAGCACUACUAGGCAGCUUUAGCAGUUUGUGUUGGACAGAGGCUUGGAAAUUGAAUUACCUCAAAGCAAACUGGAAGGUGAUCUUUGGCAUCAAGAGCCAAGUUGACUCAGCUGGUCAGUGAGAAAUGGUAAUGCUUUUGUGAUGUUUCUUAAGAUUUGGAAAGAUUAGGUUCAUUAUGUAUAUUUUUUUUCCAAGGCCUCCCAAUUUCUAGUGAAUGAAAUAUGAUUGUUUUUCAGUGAGCCUAGAAGCAGCGUAGGCUGACUCCUCCAAAUCAUACUUCACUGGCCCUCAUUAAAAGGCUGCUCCUUACCACACCUUCUGCCCAAAACCAAUAGACCAACACUAAGAAGCAUUUUUCAGAGAAUUGCGUAUUGCGGUGUAAAUGGCUUCAUGGCACUCAGAGUCGGUGCUUGGAGGAACGCUAAAAGUAGGAUGCAGCGUUCAUAUUUCAAACUCCAUGUCUCCCAAUCUUCGUCGAUUUUUAAAAAGCUGCCGGGUUGAGGCCGAAGAACUGAACCGCUGUUAGCUCGGUGAGGGGGAAGUCGUGUUAAAAUAUUACCGUUUAACAGUUUUAUAGCCAUUCAUCAUUCAAGUAAACCGUUGGAACUGUGGAGUCAUUUGAUGUAUGUUGUACUAACGUAGGACAUGGAGACUGGUGUUCGAAAUGUUUUGAGGGAGCUACUCUCAACUAGGAUGCAAAUAUUUCAUUUUGGAGGUUGCACUCAUUCCGAAUGUCUCCCUCCCAGUCCUCGGAGAGAAACUAGCGUUACUUGAAGGUGUAAAAAAUACCCGUGGCGGCGUACCUUGAAGCACAGUAUUGUAAAUAAGUAAAUAUUGUCUUGACUCUAAAUUUAAGCCCAGAUUUAAUUAAUAUAUUAUUUUAUAUCUUUGUUGUAUUAAAACAUAUUUAAAAGCACUAAAAAUAAAACCUUUGAAA